Molecule: messenger RNA, 1245 nt
Organism: Carya illinoinensis
Lineage: Eukaryota; Viridiplantae; Streptophyta; Magnoliopsida; Fagales; Juglandaceae
Exons: 1
Coding region: 1-1245 (414 amino acids)
Source: RefSeq, a predicted model, not a curated record
AUGGUGAAGUUGCUGCACAUCAAGACUAUCGGUGGUUGGAACGUGAAGUCAUUUAACAUGGUGCUUAAGCUAUUGAAAUCUGCCUUCCCGAUUGCUCUCUUGCCUGAAGACUAUAAUGAUGCAUGCCAGCUAGAGCGUGGGUUGGGAUUUAGUUACACCAAAAUCCAUGUAUGCCCCAAUGACUGUAUCUUGUUUUGGAAAGAAGAUGAAGAGAAAGAUGAGUGCCCUAAAUGCAAAGCAUCUAGGUGGGUGUCAAUGACAAGUAAACAGCGGGUACCGCAGAAAGUGAUGCGUUAUUUUCCAUUGAAGCCUAGGCUGCAACGACUUUAUAUGUCGAAGAAGACAGUAGAAGCGAUGCGAUGGCAUAAAGAGGGGCGUAUUGAUGAUUCCAGCUCUAUGAGGCAUCCAGUUGAUUCCAAAGUGUGGAAAGAUUUUGACAGGAAACAUGAUUGGUUUGCCAAAGAUGCUCGUAAUGUACGUCUUGGACUUGCGAGUGACGGAUUCAACCUGUUCAAUAACAUGAGCAAGCCCUAUAGUAUAUGGCCUGUCAUACUUCUGCCGUACAACUUACCACCUUGGUCUUGCAUGAAAGACCCAUACUUUCUAUUGACAUGUUUGAUACCUGGUCCUAAAUCACCAGGAAAUGAUAUCGAUGUCUUCUUGCGUCCUUUAAUUGAUGAAUUGAAAGAAUUAUGGGAGGUUGGUAUUGAGACAUAUGAUGCAUUCAGUUCCGAUGUUUUCCGAUUACAUGCAUCUUUACUCUGGACUAUAAAUGAUUUUCCUGCAUAUGCGAAUCUUUCUGGGUGGAGCACCAAGGGGAAGUUGGCCUGUUCUGUGUGCAAUGUAGAUACUGAAUCUAUGUGGUUAGCCUAUGGGCGUAAACAUUGUUAUAUGGGCCACCGUCAAUGGUUGGCGCUGGACCACCCUUGGAGAAAGAAUAAACGUGCUUUCAAUGGUGCGAACGAAGAUCGGCUACAACCAUCAUUCCCUACGCCCCAAUCUAUACUUGAGCAAUUAUGCAUGGUCUCCGACGUCCAGUUUGGGAAAACUUCACCGAAGCGGAAACGGGCACCACAAGAAUUGAACUGGACAAAGAAAAGCAUCUUCUUCGAUCUCUCAUACUGGCAAGACGUGGAAUUGAGGCAUAACCUAGACGUAAUGCAUAUUGAGAAAAACAUCUGUGAUAGCGUGUUGGGCACCUUGCUGAGUAUUGAUGGAAAGAGUAAGGACACUGCAAAUGCGUGA